GCCUAACCGACAAACAAUCGGGUCAGAAAAGUCGACCCGUUUCUUCUGUGCUCGGGUGACGGCGAAGCGGCGAAACCAAUCUUCAGACGGAGACGACCAAAUGGACGACGACGACGACGCCGACGCCGCAGCGACACUUGUCAAGCAAGCGUUCGGCGAAUCGUCUGACGAAGAAGGCGGUCAGCUCGGCGGACUCGAAGCUCCUGAGGGAAGCGAGCGGGAGCGUCUGCCUCAUCGGUCUACGCCGCGCCGGAGCCCUACCUGGGCGCCGAUCGAGGAGAUCGAUGGGCUGUGGCUCUGCGGCGACUUCCUCUCCCCGGAACAGCAGCACUCUUUGCUCUCUGCGGUCGAGGAAGAGGGAUGGUUCAUUGAAGCUUCGCAUAACCAGGCCAUGAGAUUCGGAAGUCUUCCGGCGUGGGCAACUGGGCUUUCUAAUUCUAUCCGAGAGGCAGUUUUAUUAGGGGACCUUGUUCCAGGGUUUGAGUUGUCAAAUGCAGAUGCAUAUGAAGAUUCUUCUCUCUUCCCUAUCCUGCCAUUCGAAUUAUUAGGGAGGGAGCCUCUCUUUGAUCAACUUAUUGUGAACUUAUACCAACCGGGUGAGGGUAUUUGUGCACAUGUUGAUCUAAUGCGCUUUGGUGAUGGAAUCGCUAUCGUAUCCCUCGAGUCUCCAUGCAUCAUGCACUUCACCCAGGUUGAAGAUAUGCGCAUCGGCAGCAAAGGAGAAAAUGGGAGGCAGCCAAUGUCUAAAGUACCAGUCUAUCUGGCUCCCGGUUCCUUAGUUAUUAUGUCGGGAGACGCUCGCUAUCGUUGGAAGCACGAGAUAAAUCGCAAACCAGGAUUUCAGGUAUGGCAAGGGCAGGAGCUAGAUCAGAAGAGAAGAAUUUCUAUUACACUGAGAAAGCUUUCCAUAGCUGAGUAGCGUAUUAGCUCAUCUCAGGAAGAAGUUUCGUCCUUGUGGAAUUUUUAUUUUCUAAUAUACUCGAUCAGAGAAGUAUUGAGGGAUGAUAGAUACUAAGAUUGAUCAGGCACAAACAAUCCUCUGCGAUGGUUAAAAGUAGUUCAGAGCAGCUUGUCAUUUUCGGAAAGUUGCUUGCUUCCUGGCUUUUCUAGUGAUGUUUUUGGUUGUCGAAGCUGUAAAUCAGAAAGAAUUGUUGCGCAGCGAUCGAUUUCUCUCUGUGAGAAAUAAAAAUAAGCCUCAAGGUUGAGGCAA
Molecule: messenger RNA, 1210 nt
Organism: Rhodamnia argentea
Lineage: Eukaryota; Viridiplantae; Streptophyta; Magnoliopsida; Myrtales; Myrtaceae
Exons: 4
Coding region: 101-919 (272 amino acids)
Biological process (GO): fatty acid metabolic process; DNA damage response
Cellular component (GO): mitochondrial matrix
Source: RefSeq, a predicted model, not a curated record